Anopheles moucheti is the source of this 2388-nucleotide messenger RNA. RefSeq lists its product as uncharacterized. NCBI's taxonomy places the organism in Eukaryota, Metazoa, Arthropoda, Insecta, Diptera, Culicidae. The transcript has a single exon. Bases 82 to 1866 code for a protein of 594 amino acids. The record is from RefSeq and is a predicted model, not a curated record.
CGAUUUUUGGUUGCUUCCUCAAACUGCGUUUUGUUUUCGGUCACUCUCAACAUCUUCUUUCUUAGCAGUGUUAAAUACGCCAUGCAUCGGACGUCCAGCUUCGCGCUGGCGCUGGGCUGCGUUAUACUAUCGAUCAAAUAUGGCAUUGCCUUCCCAACGUAUGAAGCCAGUCCCGUAUCGAACGUUCCACUCUACACGGAUGGAAUCUACUUUGAAGAACUGAAAACGAUUAAAGUGCAGGUAAGCUCAUGGACACUGCGAGCUGAUUAUGAUAUUGCGUUGUUCAUAGAGGAAAUCGCCACGGCCAACAAUACCGUGGCUAAUCUGUUGAGUGCCUGUGCAGAGAUGCGAGAAAAGCGUAUAGGGAACUGCGAUGGAAUUAACAACAUUCUCGGACUGACAAAGGAGCUGAAUGACUUUAGCGUGCUACUGGCAAGUUUUUGUGAAGACAGUAAGUCCACAUCGGGAAGAAUGAAGCGAGGCAUUUUCCGUUCCUGGUUCGGGCUGAUGGACGAUGAAGAUAGAAGCGAUAUUCGUGACAAUUUCGCUAAGGUGAAUCAUCAGCUCACCAUUGAGUCAUCCUCGCUCAAGAUGUUCUACAACACCACGAACGAGGCAUUGGCCGUACUGUCAGGAAACACCUUCCAGGUCGAUCCAAAGCGGCCGCAUACGAUCGAUUUCACGCGCGAGGGUCAACUGCUAUUAAUGGACAUUCUGCUAAACAAAAUUAUAGCCAAGAAGAAGUUGUUCAUGGAACUGUUACAAACCACAACCUCGAUGGGAUUGAGCGAUAGCAUCAUCUCUCCGACGCAGCUGCUCGCUGAGUUGCAGAAGGUGCAAAAGUUACUUCCGGAGGAGUUCAUCUUUCCCAUCGAGUUGAAGCUUCGCGAGAUGCUCAAGCUGUACCCGUUGUCGAAGGUGAUCGCUAAUGUUGAUGGGUGCCGGGUGGUGGUCAACAUAAUGAUACCGCUAUGCAAUCGUUUACUGUACACUACGCUAAAGGGAACGAGCGUACCAAUGCUUUCCGAGGGUGUCAUGAAAAUGUACCUGUUGGAGCGAGACAUUAUGGCGUUCAAUAAGACUUCUCACACCGGAAUGGUAAUGACUUUCGAUGAGUACAAACAGUGCACCCAUCUGACGGACUUUACGCUCUGCAAUGCUCACCAUCUGAUGCGCAACCUUUCCACCACCGACGAUUGUAUCGUAGCGACGUACUUCAACGCCACGGAACGUGACUCGGACUGUCGUCUGUCGCGGGUGCAGCUGCGCAACCAGCUGUGGGUACAGUUGGCCAACCCGAACGUAUGGAUUUAUGUUAUGCCGAACUUUACCGUCGUCACCGUACAGUACGCCUCCAACCGGCAGAAGGUCCUUACCUUGCACGGUGUCGGGAUGCUAAAACUCCUUCAAAUGUGUCACGUGCGUUCAAUGGACGUGCUGCUACAGUACGUGCCACAGCUGGGGGGAACGAAAAUAAGCCUCGCUUCCGAUGGCUUUAGUCUCCCAGUAAAGAUCACCCGCGAACAAUCGUUAGUAAUAUCAGGUAGCUCGAACGACAACAGUCGCAUCAUACCGAUUGGCAAGUCCACCGAGGCGCAGCUAAGUGAAUCUUCCCACGUCGCAGGAAUAUAUCGCGAACCGAACCAACUGUCACCGUGGAUUAUAGUUGGUGUAGCUUUCGCCGUGUUCUUCGUCCUGCUGGCCGCGAUGCACGUAUUUCUGAGGGAGUUUGCGAUCAAACGUCGAUUGCGCCCCAACCAACAGGAGGAUCUUCAAGGAAUGGAUUCAUCGCAACAGCAGUGGAUUCCGUGCGACAACACACAACUGGCGUCAGCGAAUUCGUCUCUACAAGGCCAGCAGCAGUGAGCAGCUUGUAGAACGCUUUCUUUACAUUUUAGCUUAAGCAAACGGUUCUAGUGCCUUGUUCUGGCAAAGAUAUACGCAAAGAAACCAAAGUGAAAUCGCAUAACGAGAAUGAUAAUCAAUCUACAUACGCACAACAUAUUUAAAGGCGUAUUAGUGCAAGUAUUGUGAUAAAAUUAGCUUGAGGGAGAAAUACGUAUGGGGGAGGCUUAUUUUUGUACGGAAGUUUACCAGCCAUGGACCAGAUAAACGUAAACAAUUGUUAAGAUUAUAAAAUGGUCUGCAGUAGUGUUCAUGUCCAUAUUCAUGAAACGCAAAACCGGCCAUAUAAAUGUAGAAAUGCACAAUAUUUACGCCUUUAGGAGCAUAGAUAAUACAGCUCACGGAAAAAGCUCAGAUGAAAGGUGUAAACUGUAAUUGAAUACGAUGUUUGGUGAUAUUUUUCAUAUGCGGCCAGUUGGUUGUAUUUCAAAUUGAUUUUGGUUAUCUUUUUUUACUUUUAAGUUUCUCUGGCCAACUAUAGAU